This is a messenger RNA of Serpula lacrymans var. lacrymans S7.9, 1417 nucleotides long. RefSeq lists its product as uncharacterized. The transcript is spliced from 7 exons. The coding region runs from base 417 to 1190 and encodes 257 amino acids. The record is from RefSeq and is a predicted model, not a curated record. Lineage: Eukaryota; Fungi; Basidiomycota; Agaricomycetes; Boletales; Serpulaceae.
AUGUCAGAUCUUGACUACUUGACAGGGGGUGGAAGCGGCUGCCUGUCCAAGCUCAUACGACCACACCAAUCACACGGUAUAUACAGCCAUCAGUCAAUGAAAAAGAAACUCACGUAUUGUUCUUUUCUCCGUAAAAUCCGCAAUUUCAAGCAGGUUCAUACCAUAUGCAAAGCAGCUUUUACGCUCCUUGUCUUCGCAUACAAGGCCCUCAAACAGCAGAUCGAGCAAGACGAUGCAAUCAAGGCCUUAUGUGUGCAACUCCGGAAUAUGCUGUUGGCUGUCCUGACCUGUGAGGACUUGGUACGGAUAGUAUUGCAGAAACUGCGCGUGCUGUUGUUACUGGAGCAACACUCAUUGACGAUUUUGUAAAGCACUCUUUUCUCGGUAGAACAGUGCGGUCGGCUUUCUCUUCCAGUAUGAACAAUCGUAUUACCGCUUGUUUGGCGCGGUUCGCCGAGACCAGAGCCCGCUUUGAGUUAACUUUGAAUGUCCAAACAUGGAAGACGGUUCAAAACAUUCAGCAGGACCUGAAUUUGAAAACUAAGGAAACCCUCGAGGAAGUCAUCCGUUGGGUAUCAAACGUCGAUCCCAAUCAGCCGCGUACUUUCUCGCUCUAUGGGAUGGGUGGAGAGGGGAAUCGGCCGGAGCGCGACAUCAAGAUAGCUUUCGAUGAAUUUCGGUCUUCAGUUCACCAGUACAAUCUGAGUGAAGUUUUCAAUGACAUUGUCAACCGCGAUAUAUCUCUGUUUGUUCAGACCAGCCUCUUAGGAUUGGCCAGACGCUAUCCAGGCACACGCGGAACAUCUGACUGGCAAAGCCUGGAGAUGCAACAGGCUUUGGUAACAAGAGCUGCUGGGCUCUUUAUGUGGGUAUAUACUGCCGUAGAGUUCAUUGGAGAUGGUGAUGUCGAUGAUCCUGAAAGUCAGCGAGAAGUCUUAUUCAGCAAGUCCAUGAAUCUUUCUAUACAAGGCUCCCCUUCUACCAUUCUACACUCCUUGUACUUGCAAGUGUUGAACAAGGCUUAUUCCAAUAGGACUUCCCCUCGCAGCCUCACAUUGUUUAGGGAGAUAGUUGGUUCUAUCCUUUUAAUCAAGGAUCCUUUAUCUACAUUCGCUUUGGGUGGUUUACUGAAUCUUGGACGCUCUGAAGAACCUGACAGUGGAUCUACCGAUACUCCUUUGCCGAGAUGAUUGGGUUUUGGGUCCAGAGAUUAUGGUGGAUGCCAGUGGAAAAUAUGAAUUCAGGUGAUUCAUUCAGACAUGUAUAUGUAUAUUCCACAAGAAAUAGAUUGUUAGUCGUUGGUAGUGGAUCUGGAAUUCUAACAUUUGUGGAUCGUUCUUCUGUUCUACGGAGUAUAUAUCCACACUGGCGCAGGUGCUAGAAAACUAAUUAUACAUUUGUCGCACGAGAGGCGAAA